Molecule: messenger RNA, 2179 nt
Organism: Xylaria bambusicola
Lineage: Eukaryota; Fungi; Ascomycota; Sordariomycetes; Xylariales; Xylariaceae
Product: heterokaryon incompatibility protein-domain-containing protein
Exons: 3
Coding region: 343-1917 (524 amino acids)
Source: RefSeq, a predicted model, not a curated record
AGAGGUCCUGCAGAUUGUGUCUUCAUCUGUGUCUGGAGUGCCAGCUUGGGGUCGAGUCUUUAAUAUGCUUGCAGAGAAUCUUAUCAACACAUCAAUUGCGAGAGCUGAAAUGUUAACGACCGUCUAAAAAUAGUGGUUCACGCUUGAGGCAGGCUGAGAAGAUAAUGCAGAUUAUUGGCUUAGAACGCCACACAGAGCUUGCGCCCCUUUUUACAUGGAAUAAGACUUGCGCGUUCUCUCAGCAGAUCGUUUCUUAUUUUUGAUUGAUUUUCUAGGGGAAAAUCCAGUAGCUCCUCUUCACCUCUCUCCAAUAUCCUUACCCCCCGCUCCAUUCAAGGCCUGAUGUGGCUCAUCAAUUGCCAAGAAUUGACUCUGGUGGAGGUGGGGGGUGCGCUGGAUGUACAAUAUGCAAUUCUGUCUCACACUUGGGAGGCCGGUGAAGAAGUCCAGUUCGAUGAAUUUCAAAGUCGAACCGCGACAACAAAACGAGGCUGGGACAAGAUCCGAACAUUGUGCCGGCUCGCCAUAGACGAAGGCUAUCAAUAUGCCUGGUGCGAUACGUGUUGCAUCAAUAAAACGAGCAGUGCGGAGCUCUCUGAGGCCAUCAAUUCCAUGUUCUCUUGGUAUGCGACGGCGGGUAUAUGCUACGUCUACCUGGACGAUUAUGAUUCUGUAUUUGCUACAAGUAAGCUGGGGGCUUCAAGAUGGUUCACGCGAGGAUGGACGCUCCAAGAGUUGAUUGCGCCCGCUCGACUGCGCUUCUACGACGUAGCCUGGAGAGCUGUUGGACUAAAGACUGCUAUGAGCAAGGGCCUUUCCAAGAUCACUGGCAUUGCGGAAGAUAUACUUCUCGUCGCAAAAGACCGAGACUUGGAUGAUGUUCUCAGCCAAGUGUCAGUAGCGGCGAGGAUGUCGUGGGCUGCGAGACGGGAGACAACUCGAGUUGAAGAUAUAGCCUACUGUCUUCUUGGAAUAUUUGGCGUCAAUCUCCCGUUACUGUACGGUGAAGGAGAGCGGGCCUUUAUCCGACUGCAAGAAGAAAUUGUCAAGACGAACAACGAUCUCUCCCUAUUCGCAUGGCGAUCUGCUGAAGAUUCGUCUUCUGGCCCUCUCGAGAGCUACAGGGGCGUGUUCGCAGACCACCCCAGAGACUUCCAGUACUCGGGUGGAAUCAUCACGACCAGCAGUACUAUGUACAACUCGGAAUUCACGAUGUCCAAUAAAGGCGUCAAACUCGAGAUGAACCUCUCCUACUUCGAUGAGAAGGGCUUGCACGUGUUAUUUCUAAAUUGCCACGACACCGCAAAGCACCAGAAAAGUCUGGGUAUCUUUCUCAUACACCAGGGCGCCAGCAUCUUUGCUCGAGCCCGACCACAGCUGUUCGCAUUGCGGUACAUACACGGCUCUCAUAUGAUCGAGCGCAAGCCCUUCUUCCUCAGCAAGACUCUGAGUCCUAGUAUUGCGCGAUCGCUAAACAAGGUGCACCGCCGCGCCUUCAUCGUCUCAAAGCUCCGAGGAAAAUACGGCCGUGACUGGUCGGAGGGGGACGUAGGUCCCAAGGCGCUUUGGGACGGUGGCCAACGCAUGUUCAUCACGGCCGGUCUUGAGGACUUUGUGGGAUAUUACCAGUAUCAAAUCUUCUUUCCGAACGAGUUUCAGACGAACACCAGCGGACUUAAAGUCUUCUUUGGCUACGGUUAUGGCUUCGAGCCCUGGCUGCGAGCUGUCACGCUCGACAAGAACUACCCCUUGUUACACGCGGUUGAGAUAGGCGACAUGAGGUUGCUUGCACAGGAGGCGCAGAAAAUAAAGCCACGGAGAAAGUUCGAUACCGGAUAUGGGAUAACGGUUGAGCUUGUGCAUGGCACUAGGGAUGGGGAGCCUGUGUUCUUGAUCAACUUCGAAGAGAAGAAGUAGUUAUUGAGGAAGAGCAGUGGGUAAACUGGAUCAUUAUGUAUUCGAGAUACAACCCAGCAGCCCACCUAUAGCUACACGCACGAUCAGCUCAGGGUCUCUUCGUCCAGAUUAUCGAGAACGGCUUCUCAUAUAUCACUGCCAUGGAAACGUCAUGCAUCUUCACCGCCAGAUGAGGGGUAAGAUCCAGAAGCACUCUUAGCUGCAGGAGGUAUCGGGCAAGAAGUCGUCUACUCGUUUGCCGAGGCUGGUGUGAAGGGUAUCU